Molecule: messenger RNA, 2520 nt
Organism: Bacidia gigantensis
Lineage: Eukaryota; Fungi; Ascomycota; Lecanoromycetes; Lecanorales; Ramalinaceae
Exons: 3
Coding region: 1-2520 (839 amino acids)
Biological process (GO): N-terminal peptidyl-methionine acetylation
Cellular component (GO): NatA complex; cytoplasm
Molecular function (GO): protein binding; protein-N-terminal amino-acid acetyltransferase activity
Source: RefSeq, a predicted model, not a curated record
AUGGCAACUCAAGAGUUGGCCUCCAAGGAGCGCUCGCUUUUCGCUCAAGUGGUGAAGAACUAUGAGAAUAAGCAAUACAAGAAGGGUCUCAAAGCAGCGGAGCAGAUCCUUCGCAAGAAGCCAGAUCAUGGGGAUACCAUUGCCAUGAAGGCUCUUAUCAUCAACGGGCAGGGCAACUCCGAGGAAGCAUUUGGUCUUGCAAAGACCGCUUUACAGAAGUCUUCCAUGAAAUCUCACAUCUGCUGGCAUGUGUAUGGUUUGCUUUAUCGGUCAAAUAAGAAUUUUGAAGAAGCUAUCAAAGCAUAUAAAUUCGCUUUAAAGCUCGAACCAGACUCCCAUCAAAUCCAGAAGGAUCUGGCUUUGCUCCAAAUGCAAAUGCGGGACCACAUGGGAUAUGUACAAAGUCGAAGAGCUAUAUUGCAAAAUAAGACAAUGUGGCGGCAGAAUUGGACAGCUUUAGCCGUGGCUCAGCACCUUGAUGGGGAUCUUUGGGGUGCUGAAAGGACGCUGUCCACAUAUGAGGAGACGCUGCGCUCUUCACCUCCUAGAUCUGACCUAGAGCAUGCAGAGGCAGUCUUGUACAAGAAUACGAUCAUUGCGGAGAUGGGGGAUCUUGAACGAGCUCUGAAUCAUCUGGAUCAAGCAGCAAAAGACAAUCCAGACAGAGGGUGGGUGAUGGAGAGACGAGCACAAUAUCUCCUUCAGCUCGGCAGGAAAGAAGAAGCAGGGAAGACCUAUCAAGACCUGCUAGAUCGUAAUUCAGAGUAUCGAGCGUAUUAUGAUGGCCUAGCCGCGGCGAAGGGACUAAGUAAGGCUGAUACUCAAGAGUUGAAGGCGUUGUAUGAUGGCUAUGCUUCUGAAAAUCCGAGAGGCGACGCUGCUAGACGAAUUCCUCUGGACUUCCUCGAUGGAGAUGACUUCCGAGAGGCAGCAGAUCAAUACUUGCAACGCAUGCUCCACAGAGGCGUUCCAUCUACUUUUGCGAACAUCAAAGCUCUGUACACCUCUCCCGACAAGUGCUCUACCAUACAAGCUCUCGUUGAGGGGUACAUUUCUGGAGAGGGUUUACCUCAAACAAACGGUACUGCUGAGAAUCAGGUGAAUGAUGAGACAGAUCGUAUGAUUCCUUCGGCCCACUAUUUCCUCGCUAAACACUAUAAUUAUCAUCUAAGCCGGAAUCUCGAUAAGGCGAUGCAGCAUAUUGAAGAAGCAAUCAAGACUGCUGCGGAGUCAGUCGACUAUCACCAAACUAAGGCGAGGAUAUGGAAGCACUAUGGUAAUUUUUCGAAAGCUUCGGAGACUAUGGAAUACGCCAGGUCACUUGAUACCCGAGAUCGAUAUAUUAACACUAAAGCGGCCAAGUAUCAGCUGCGGAAUAACGAGACUGAUGCCGCUGUCCAAAACAUGAGUAAAUUUACCCGCAAUGAGGCGGUAGGUGGUCCUGUAGGCGACCUUCAUGACAUGCAGUGUCAGUGGUUCAUAUACGAAGACGCAAUGUCUCACUUGAGACAAGGAAAACUGGGUCUUGCGCUGAAGCGAUUUCAAGCUAUCUAUAAUAUUUUCGACAUAUGGCAGGAUGAUCAGUUCGAUUUUCACAGCUUCUCUUUACGAAAAGGCCAAAUACGGGCAUACGUUGACAUGAUAAGAUGGGAGGACCAUCUGCGAGCUCAUCCCUUCUUUGCCCGUGCGGCUCUCGCUGCUGCGAAUGUAUACAUUAGGCUUCAUGACCAGCCGAAACUAGCUUUGAACACUCUCACCAACGGCAUUAACGGAGAACACAUGGAUGCUGCAGAGCGGAAGAAGGCGAGGAAGAAGGCAAAGAAGGAGCAGGAAAAAGCCGCUGAAGCCAACAAGAAAGAUGGGCAGAAGAAACCUGCUUUGGAUCAGAAUGGCGACCUAAAGAAAGAGGACAAAGACCCGAAUGGUGAUCAACUUCUGCAAACUUCUGACUCUUUAGGUGACGCGAUGAAGUUCAUUAAUCCUCUACUAGAGUAUAGUUCAGAAAAUCUGGAGGUUCAGCAGACCGCUUUCCAAGUGUUCUUGCGCCGUCACCGCUUGACGCCGGCUCUCCGCUCGUUACAGGCCGCCUACAACAUUGCGCCGUCUCACCCCCUGAAUCACCACCAUAAGAUCUCGCUCCGCUACGCGGUCAACCAAAGGCAAGACAAGCCAAACCUCUCACGGAAGGCUUUUGACGUUCUUGAAGACGAAUUGUCGACCUUGAUUUCGAAGAAUGCCGACCUCUUUGAAAUGAACGAUAAGUUCAUCCAGGAAAACCAUGACAGCGCUCCUCAUGUGCAGGUCGGCCUGCAGGUGAAAGUCGAGAUCAAUGAGCCUACAAGAAAGGAGAAGUGCUCUCAAGACAUGAUCCGAACUUUGGCACUGGAGACGAGUACUCUCGAGGAUGCAACACGAGGGUUAGACAUCUUGCGAGGGUGGAAGGCUGACCAAAAGUACAUUGACGAUUAUAUAGCAGCAGCAAAUGCUAGAUACCCCCAGGCCAGUGCUUUCAGAACAUAG